UCGUAGCACUUUUAAAGUUCAACGUUCAAACAUUACAGUGAAAUAGGGUACUCGCUGGCUGACUGCUUGUGUUAAGAGGGAAAAUAAACUACUUGGCGAGGGACAGAAUACGCCAAACGGUCACUACCGCAUUGAAAACCGGCAGAGGGAAUGGAAAAUGGCCCUCAGCUAAUUGGUGCAUGCUCCUGCUCUGUUGUCGGUGGAUUUACAGAACGACGGCUAGCUGUGUGCUAACGUUAGCACGCUAGCUUGCCAGGAACACAUAGCAACUGCUGUUAGCUAACGUCACUGGACUGGUACUCUUUAUUCUUAAUACUGCUGCUAUGUUCGUCCAGGAGGAGAAGAUAUUCGCCGGCAAAGUGUUGAAAAUACACAUCUGUACCAUGGACGGCACGGAGUGGUUGGAGGAGGUCACGGAAGACACCACAGUUGAGAAACUGAAGGAGAGGUGCUUAAAACAUUAUGUACAUGGAAGUCUAGAAGACCCCAAAACACUUACCCACCAUAAACUUAUACAUGCUGCUACAGAAAGAGUGCUCACAGACACUAAAACUGUUGCUGAUGAAAAUCUCAAAGAUAAAGAUGUUCUGUUGCUUAUAAAGAAAAGGCCACCACCAACCCCACCAAAGAUGGCAGAUGUUAGUUCAGAUGAAAAGAAGAAACAAGAUAACAAAGCUCCAGACAAAGAUGCUAUCCUGAAAGCCACUGCCAACCUGUCCACACGCCACACUGACCGUACUGUUACCCAACACAACAUCAGAGAUUUUCAGACAGAGCUUAGAAAAAUCCUGGUCUCUCUCAUCGAAGUUGCCCAGAAGCUUCUUGCCUUGAACCCUGAUGCAGUUGAACUUUUCAGGAAGGCCAAUGCAAUGCUGGAUGAAGAUGAAGAUGAUCGGGUGGAUGAAACAGCCCUUCAGCAGCUCACUGAGAUGGGGUUCCCUGAGAGCAGAGCCACCAAAGCUCUUAGAUUGAACCAUAUGUCUGUGACCCAGGCAAUGGAGUGGCUGAUCGAGCGUGUAGACGAUCCCACUGUAGACACACCACUACCAGGCCAGGACUCUUCUGGAGCAGCAGGAGCCACAGCAGCUGCCACACCAGGCCCCUCUGCCUCAGCCUCCGGUCCUACUCUUCUCCGCAGCCUCUCCAGCCAGUCGAGCACAGAAGAGAGCAGCAGGCAGGAUGAGCUUACAGAGAUCUUCAAAAGGAUCCGUAGGAAACGGGAGUUCAGACCGGACUCAAGAGCUGUCAUUGCAUUGAUGGAAAUGGGCUUUGAUGAAAAGGAGGUGAUUGAUGCUUUGAGAGUCAACAACAACCAACAGGAUGCUGCGUGUGAGUGGCUGCUGGGAGACAGGAAACCUUCUCCAGAAGAUCUGGAUAAAGGCAUUGACAUCAACAGCCCACUGUUCCAAGCCAUCCUGGAAAAUCCAGUAGUCCAGCUGGGUCUAACCAAUCCCAAGACUCUGCUAGCAUUUGAAGAUAUGUUGGAGAAUCCUCUGAACAGCACCCAGUGGAUGAACGACCCUGAGACUGGCCCUGUCAUGCUCCAAAUAUCCAGAAUCUUCCAGACCCUCAAUCGCACAUAGAGCUUCCUGGUGACCCCCCCUCCCGUGUGACUGCGGCAGCUUGUGUGUGACCAUAUUGGUGCGUGUGUGUAUCUGUGUAUGGCAGAGACACGAGUAUUGUUUUUGCCUUGUAAAGACAAAGCUGGAGGAGUCAGAGUGUGGAUUAAGAUGUUACACAUGUAACUAUUUAUAACAGUACAGUAAAAUACUUAUUCAAAACAAUGUUAAGCAUUAUUGUUACAGUAAUAAUAAAAAUUGAGAUUUAGUAUGUUUUUACAUUUUAAUGAGAACAAUUUAUAGUUAUGACAGACAUGAUUUAUUUUAUAUAAUUUCUCCAUGUGCAAAGGUGACAUCAGACAUCAAUUUAAAUGUUUACACUUAAAAUAACUUUUUCUAUGUUUUACAAUAUUUAAAUAUCAAUUUCAGUUUUCUCUCUUUAAAUUGAAGACUUCUGUCGAUAUCAUGUUUUCUUUUCCUUCUAUCCUUUGUCUCAUUUUCAUCAACAAAUAACCGUAAACAACUUGUAAUUGAGAGGCAGUGGUGAAAGUUGAGUGUUUAAGCUCAUUAAAAAAUGGGCUUUCAGACACAUACCUCUCUCCAUUCAUGCCUGUGAGGUCACUGUAAGCCAACUGUAUCUCAAUUUAAAGAAAGCAUUUGUCCUUGAGCUUUUUAAAGAAUAUUUAUUUGACUUUUUUGCCUUUUAGAGGAAAGCUGUACACUAAACUGUCUUAGUUAUGUUUUUACAAGAAAAUGGUAUAUUAGGCCUGUCUGUUUGUUGUCAAUGUGCUCUUGAAUGUUAUAUUAUCAUGUUGAGCUCAUUUAGCACUUGUUCACCUCUGUGAAUAUCACUCACUGCAGCACUGAGGGACUUAAAAGAAGGGUUAAUAUUUUGUUUCAAACAGCUGUUGUGGGAUGUUAAAUGAAGCUGAGCCUAAUCAAAAAGGUUUUGCCUUUUUUAGCCUUUAAUUUAAAAGCUGAAGAUGCAUGCUCACUUCAUUCUGUGGAGCUGCAAGCAACUUCAUAAACACAAAGAAAUAAUAUGAUUUUUGAUGAAACAAGUGUUGGAGUUUGGGGUUACUUGUUUGUUUUUGUUUGUUUUUCUGAGAGCAGUGAACAUUUAUGCUGUCAAACCAAACAAAAACAUCCCUGUGUAACCUGCCUUGUCAUUAGGUGUAUCCAUUGAAAAUACUCUGUAUUUCUGUGCAAUAGCAAAGACUUCUGUUGACCUGUAAAGAAAUAUAUUUGAUUGGAGUGUUACCGAUGUGUGAGCUGCGAUAGGUAGUGUGUUCUACAAUAAUAGCCUUUGCGUUGAGUACUUAAAAUCUCCAGCUGCAAGAAGGUCAGCUUUGCCGCACCUUCUUGUACUGAGAGUUAAAAACAAUAUGGAGGGUGGUGUGUUUUGCCAAGCUUUUGAGUGUUUUUAUUCAAUAUUUAAAAUGUGGUAUAGAUGUGACUUUCUGCUCAGGGAGGCUGAGAUUGUUUUUGUAAACCCGCCGUUAUAGCAAACCUCUGCUCACUCCCCUUUGACUUCGGCAUUUGAAAAUGGCUUUAAUUAAUCUGUCUAGAACUUUGCUUAUGAGUGCAAACACCAGAACUCAUGGCUUUGUAUGCAAUAUUUUAAAAUAUUUAAAUGUUUUGAGAGAGACGUUGAAUGAUGUACUAUUAGUUUAUUUAUAUCAAAGCCAAACUGGUUAAACUAUUAUAACAUUUUUAGCAAACUUCAAAGCUAAUCUACAAGUGUGAAAAAAAAAGUUUGUUUUUACAAACCAUUAUAAAAAUUGAGAUUUAAAGUAGUAGAACAUGUUUGGGUGGAGGAGGAUUUCUAGAUGUGUCUGGGAAGCCUCUCUACACACUGCAUGGCAGUGUACCUUUAUCAUG
Molecule: messenger RNA, 3440 nt
Organism: Monopterus albus (swamp eel)
Lineage: Eukaryota; Metazoa; Chordata; Actinopteri; Synbranchiformes; Synbranchidae
Gene: ubac1
Product: UBA domain containing 1
Exons: 10
Coding region: 324-1583 (419 amino acids)
Cellular component (GO): ubiquitin ligase complex
Molecular function (GO): protein binding
Source: RefSeq, a predicted model, not a curated record